Hylaeus volcanicus is the source of this 2658-nucleotide messenger RNA. Its product is annotated as guanylate kinase-like. Gene Ontology annotation, biological process: purine nucleotide metabolic process. The coding region runs from base 367 to 1014 and encodes 215 amino acids. Gene Ontology annotation, cellular component: cytosol. The transcript is spliced from 5 exons. Gene Ontology annotation, molecular function: GMP kinase activity. Lineage: Eukaryota; Metazoa; Arthropoda; Insecta; Hymenoptera; Colletidae. The record is from RefSeq and is a predicted model, not a curated record.
UUGCACCAGGAAAUCAAUAUUUCGAAGACCCUGUAAUCUUAUUUCCUCCCAUGGCUUGCAAGCAUCUUGACACGUCGCGAAAAGCCACUGGGGUUACGUGUUUCCUGAUAUUUGUUUAAUAUUUACGCGCCCAUUUUUGCGCACGAUUUUUCUGUAAAUUAUGAUGUUUCCGGCGUUUUCUGUCAGCUGAUCCUCGAUUGUUCACAGUUUCGAGUAGAGUGGUUAUCUGUACAAGCGAAAUUUCAAAUUGUGGUUCGAAAAAUGAUAAUAGACAUUUGCGUCUAUACUUUCCCCACGUGUGGACGUCUUCACUUAAAGUUCUAGAUAACGAGAACUUUUAAAUGAUAAGAAAUAAUUCUUUCGAGUAUGGUUCCAUUUUUGUUUUUUAGAACCUUUGCAAUAGGUGCUCGCAAUAUGCUUCAGAAAGGUCCUAGGCCAUUAGUCUUAUGCGGCCCAUCUGGAAGUGGGAAGAGUACAUUGAUAAAACGUCUAUUCGAAGAAUUCCCAGAUAAAUUUGGAUUCUCUGUUUCUCAUACAACAAGAACACCUAGGCCUGGUGAGGAGGAUGGGAAGCAUUAUUAUUUCACAACUAAGGAGAAAAUGCAAAAACAGAUAGAGCAGGGCGAAUUCCUUGAAACUGCUACCUUCAGUGGAAAUUUAUAUGGCACUAGUAAAUCCGCUGUGGAAGAUGUACAGCAAGCGGGUAAAGUGUGCGUGCUAGAUAUUGAAAUGCAAGGUGUAAAACAGAUCAAGCAAAGUUCUCUUGAUCCCUUGUACAUAUUUAUUAAGCCACCGUCCGUAGAUGAAUUAGAGAAAAGAUUGAGGGAUAGACAAACUGAAACAGAGGACUCCUUGCAGCGUAGAUUAUCUAUUGCUAGAACAGAAAUGGAAUAUGGUGAAAGCCCUGGUAAUUUUGAUAUAGUAAUCGAAAAUGAUAAUUUGUCUAAGGCAUAUGACAAGUUACGAGACUUUAUACUCUCGAACUUGGAACAACAACGUAAAACAGAAUGCUAAACCGAUGCUUCCCAAGGAUGUAUAUUUACUGGAUAUCAUAGUAUAAUUAUUUUUAUAUAUCAUUACGUGAUUUAUAGAUAAUAGGCAAACAUGUGUCGAAUUACUUAGGCAAAUAACUUUUUAUACAGCAGUAAGUUGAGUUUAUCAUUGAAAGAUGUUAUAAAGAAUCUUUCAGAUUUUUGAUGUGUGUAAUAAUAUUACGAAAAUUCAACUAACGAUACUUAACUUUCAAGAUACAAAUGAUAAAUUGUUAUAGUCUCGAAUGAAAUCACAAAUAAGAAAACAUAGAAUUAGUACGUACGUAAUUCGUUAUAAACCAGUAUUUCAUCAGGAUGGACGUAUGCAAAAUCAUUUGUUUGCUACGCAACAGCAAUCCUAACCUAUUUAUUGGUAGCCCGUAUAUUCAUGUCUCUACUUUCAUAAGUGUACAGUACAAUUUUCACAUUGCGAUGAGCUGUGUAUUCCUAAAAGUUAGGUUAGGAUAUGACUUUAUAUUUAUAUUAGUUUAUUUUCUGUAAGGUAACUUAAUAUUACUUCGUUAGAUCCAAUAUCUUUCAUGCGAUAUGCUUGUUGAAUGCCUUUAAAGAAAGAAAUUAUUUUUACAUUUGCAACGUGGUAGGAAGCGUAAAUUGUAUCUGCCCUUGAAGAAGGCACUUUGUCGCGUAAGCAUGAAAAACUUUAAUACGAUAAACAGUGUUAAAUGGAUAAAUAUUAUAUAGGACAGGUUGAGAGAAAAAUGCCUCUAGAACUAUGCGAAAUGUGGCUCCUUUAAUAGUCUUACUGUUCUUUAAUAAUUUUACUAUCGUUUAGGUAGUUAGAAAUGAAAUUGUACGAUUCACGGAUCCUAGUUGCUAGUUUUUUUGUUUAUUUCAAAGUAAACGAGUAUUUGUAUGUUGUACGAAUAUGCGAUGGGUUAUAAAAGAGCGUGAAAUGAUCUUUAGAUGAAAGAUAUCUUGCCGAAUGUAUGCGGAGAACCGUCAAUUCGUAUGAAGACAGAACUAAGAACAGACUAGAUAUCCAAAAAAAAAAAAAAUUUGGAGAAUUAAAUAUAAUAUUGUAGAUGUAGCUAACUGAGACUAUUCACCAAACGAAGUUGUGUUCCAAUAGCGUAGGUUACUUAUAAAGUACUUGUGGUUUUAUCCUCGUACUUGUCUUUAUAUCAGCAGACAUACCAUUAAUUACAGCAUUCAGAGUCAUUUCACGAGUUCAUUUGCAUCAGUAUCAUAUUUAUCAUCGACGAGAAAGGAGAAAGUAUCACGCUAACAUUCCUUCAUGAACAUUCGCUUUCGAUCAGAAGCGUUUCAUGUAUAUUAUUUAUUCGAGACACUAGAGAAAAUCGUGUUCAAAACUUGAAACGUAUCCUUCGUGUUAUCGUCGUUUCGUAUGACAUGUUUGUAGUGUGUUUACAUGUUCAACGUUACCUUCAUCGUUCUGUUUAUCAAACACGAGCAUGUUGUUGCUUCCACGACAAAAAAUAAAUAUUUUCCUAUACAUGGUUACUACUUGUUAAUGCAUGUAUGGUUAAUUCAUGUAACGAUAACACGAUAUUUAAAUAGACGAAGCGUAGCGACAUAUGUACACGUUGUUAUAGAAAAUUGUACUAUUGUUGUAGCAUACUGUAUUGAAUAAAUAUUUAAAACGGUA